Molecule: messenger RNA, 10239 nt
Organism: Bufo gargarizans (Asiatic toad)
Lineage: Eukaryota; Metazoa; Chordata; Amphibia; Anura; Bufonidae
Product: LIM zinc-binding domain-containing Nebulette
Exons: 28
Coding region: 3084-5873 (929 amino acids)
Biological process (GO): cardiac muscle thin filament assembly
Cellular component (GO): Z disc; focal adhesion
Molecular function (GO): actin filament binding
Source: RefSeq, a predicted model, not a curated record
UCCAGAAAAAAUUGCACAAAAUGACAGCCGCUAUUUUACAGAGAAGAAGACUGAGGAGAAGGCAUCUUCCACCAGCUACCAUCCGUUUCCCCGCAGCUUUAUAUUUCUCUGUCACGUUAACAUUACUUAUGCUGUCCUGAGGUUAAAAAUCAUCAGAGACCUCAGAAUGUCAUACACGACUUUUCAGGGCAAUCGGGGCACUUUUGAUUCAGACUGAAACGAAUCCGACGAUUGAAUUGGACCGGAAAUAAAUUUGGGGAAAUUAGCAGGUACUCUGUACAGGCUGUGUAUGGUCCCUUACAGAGAUAUCACAGAUUCUGCUUAAAUCUCAAUGAAAAGAGUGAAGGAUAACAUUAUUGGGCUCAUCUGCUCACUUGCACAUCAUAUACUGGAUUUUCUUUGUCCGUACGUUGCAUCGCGAACAUAAAAUGUUCUUCUUCUCUUCUUAACGCUUUAGGUCUUCGACAACUUUGCAUUUUUUUUCAAUUUUCAAAAUCUAAGCAAAUUUAUCCGCUAUAUGAGAGGCUGAGAACUACUUCUGACCACAUAUGCUUAGUAUUAAAGUUGCCUCCUCACAUCUAAUGGCAAAGCAGUUCCCAUUUGUUAGAAAUACAUCCUACAGAGAUAUUUCCCAAGAUCUUAUUUCAGUGUUGAAAGAAAGAAGCUAGAAACUUGCCACUUACUAAUGCAGAGAUUCAUCAAAGCUAAUUAGAGGUAACACUGGAGCAGUUGAUCUGAGCAACCAAUUUGGUUGGCACUUCCAUUCUCUAAGGAACCAAGAAAUGAGAGCUGAAAUCUGGUUUCUAUGAGAAAUUGGUCAUUUUUCAAGUGCAUUCGUUUUUACUUCAGCUUUGGACUCCUUAAGAAGAUCCAGGGAAGACCAUAUCUAGCAUCAUUUUUAGCCUACUAACUCCCUGCGGUUGAGUAUGUCUUCUUUUCCGUUGUCACUGUGCGUGCAUAUGGUAUUGUGGCCCGUAAACAGUGGGUCCACAAUAUACUGGCAAUAUACAGGUAAGCAAUCCGGAAGGUGUGGUGCCUUGGCAUGGAACCCCACGGAAGAACUACCAAAUAGGGUUUCUCUCCAUGCCUCCGCAAAAACAACUAUUUUUUGCGGUGUGGACGGAUCACGGACCCUUUCAAGUUGAAUGGGUCUGCAUCCAUCUGCGGAAACAGCACGAAUGUUGCCCGUGCAUUGGGGACGGCAAAUUGCGGUCCCCAAUGCACAGAACGGCCGUCUGCAUGAGCCCUAAACCUCACCCAUUUAGUGGUCCAGUUUACAUCUGGACAGUUCCAUCAAAAUCAGACCAGAGUUGUCAAGCACACUACAACAUUCCAGCUCAUUCUCCAGUCCUUACAUUGCAAACCUGAGAGUCCCGGAGCAUUGUAUUACUCCAGAUAUAGAGUUAUUUUUAGGGUUUCUGACCUGAAUACAUUCUCUGCUUUAAUGAUCAAUGCCUGAUUUUGGCUUCCAAAACUGCAUGCAGAAACCUGACCACGUGAGUGUACCCUUAGAGUACGCCACACAUCAUCUUCAUAUGUUAUGCUCCUGAACAAACCCUUCAAGUAAAACUUUGAGCCAAAUUUUCAUGCAUAAAUGUACAGAAUGUAAUGUGUACGUUGGUAUUGGGUGAGGAUCCUUCUACCAUACUGGUGUCCACAUCAAUCUCAUAUCUGGAAGACUGCUGCAUUAGGAAAGGGAAACCACCCGGGGGCACGCAGGGUUCUUUGUGAACAGUAAGUACUUUUACGUAUACAUUAUGAGAUAUUAUUAUUACAGUGAAACCUCUGAGAUGACCACUUAACAUGGCAUUGAAGAGUGGUCCUUUAGAGGGAUGGUCUUAAAGAAGAUGGCCAAUAUCCAUAUAUGUGCAACUGAACUGAAUAUAUGGUGGAAUUGAAAAUCAGCCACAGGAAAUCUGAUCUGGAUAAGGAAUUGUGUCCUGGUCUUUUGGAGAGGUUUGACUGUAUCUGCAUUAUUUAUUAUCUGUAAUUAUGUAUUGCUUAUAUAUUCAAUAUGGCUAUAUUAUGGUUAUGAUCCCUCUUGUGCCCUCCAUCUUGAUUGCUGACUCCAUCCGAUGUCAGCGAUUCCAGUGCUAAAGUCUAUGCAAAUAGCCGGGAGAGUUCUGCGCAUGCGCCAUCGCACAUCUCAUGCGCAGGAUUUCAGAGCUGGAAACAGUGAUGUUAGAUGGCAAAGGAGAUGUCAGUCAAGACAGAGGGCCGGACACUAAGCAGAGAUUAUGACUGAGCGCCUGAGCAGUUGCUGUGAUGGGGUGUGCACAAUGGAUGAAAAAUUCCAAUUAUAAGUAAUUGGACCGUGGUGCACCUUUAUAAAAAUAUGUUUGCUCUUGUCCUUCACACCUCUAACCAGUGCGGUAAUUAGCUGUAUGGUAUAAAUGGCUCUGUAAAACUCCCUAUAAUUCAGCUCCACCUUCUCUUUAUUUGGUAUAGCUGACACCGCAGUAAUAUUACCAGUAGAGAGCUUCUUGAGAAGAUCUAGAUUGAAGCUUGGAUUUCAGGUUUAUAGCCACAAGAAAGGAAAUCAGACAGUGCACAGAUAUUUGCCAUGCAAUUCCCUAAUACGAGCACCCAUACUUGAGAAAAUAAUGCACGUAUCAAGAAUUAUAACAAAAUCAAAUCUUUUUUUAAAGAUAUUAUCUUUAUGACCCACUUCAAAAUGAUUAUACUAUAUUAAAGGCGAGUGCCCCAGAGGAUCAACCUGAUCUAGAGCAGAUGAUCUCAAAUGAGGCUGAAGGCCAUGAAUUGGAAGUAUUGCAGCCUGGUCCAAAACUGCACCUGAAGAGACAUCAGAAAGCAGCUAUAAGUGGAAAGGCAAGGACUGAAAGGAAAUAAUUGUCCCCUUCCUCCUGUGAUAUGGACAUACUCAAAAGGGACACCUGGCAAAGUUUACGAGGAAAACUCUCAGAUAAGGGGCAUGGAGAACCAUAUACGGGUGAGCCGGUGAUAAGCGUUGCACAGCUAAGGAGACAUCAUCUGUAGUCCAGUUCAUUGCCUCAUUUCACAAGACACAGACUUGGAUUUUGUUGUGCUGCUGGUUCAGAUUCGUUUCUUCACCAUCCGUCAAGAUGAAAAUUCCCAUUAUCAUUGACUCUGCAGUGGAUGACAGUGACGAGGAGGAAAAGGUUUUCCCUAAUCCUGUGUUGGAAGACAGAAGUGUUGAAUUUGCCAAAAAAUGCACCGAAUAUAUCAGUGAUAUCAGCUACAGAGAGAAGUAUAAAAAAUUAAAAGGCAAGAAUGAGUUUGUUCCUGAUACGGCGAAACUGAAGGCUGUCACAGAUUCCAUAUCAGAGACAAAGUACAAGGAAGCCGGCAGGAAGGAGUUAUCCCACUCCCUGUACCAGAUGAUGCCAGCAACAUUAGACACAGCAUUUGCUAAACAAGUCUCGGAGCUUCAGAGUGAGGUUCUUUACAAGCAAAAACACGAUGCAGAUAAGGGAAAAUCUACUUACGCUCAAAUGCUAGAGCCCCCAGACAUCAAGCACGCGAUGGAAGUCAACAGACACCAGAGCAAUGUAAGUUAUAAGAAGAAAAAUGCACAGGAGAUCCACAAAUACACUGAAGUGAUGAACAGACCAGACAUACGGAAGGCUACAGAGAUCUCCAAGAUCAUAAGCAAUGUGGAUUAUAAAAAAGCCAAAGGUGACCUGAGUAAAGAAUCCAUGGUUUUGGGAAGACCAGAUUUCGAACAUGCAAAAGAAAUGUCAAAGAUCACCAGUCAGGUGAAAUACAAGGAACAUUUCAAGGAAAUGAAGGGUAAGAACCAUUGCUACAACCCCCUGGACAGCGCUGUCUUCAGGAGUGCCCAAGCUGCAACAGACUUGGCGAGUGAUGUGAAGUAUAAGAAAGACAGGCAUAUCAUACAUGACACCUCUGUGGACCUUCCAAACUUACUGAACCUGGAACAUGCCCUGAGGGCCACCAAACUACAAAGCAAUACCGUCUAUAAGAAACAAUUUGAGGAAAGUAAAGGAAAUUACAAUUUUUCUUUGGAUACAGCAGAACAGAACCACCAUAAGGAGAACGCUGUACUGCAAAGUCAGGUGAAAUACAGAGAGGAGUAUGAAAAAUCAAAGGGGAGGUCCAUGCUUGAGUUUGUGGAUACUCCGUCGUACAACGUUUCAAAGGAGGCUCAAAAAUUUCAGAGUGAGACCGUCUAUAAGAAACAAUUUGAGGAAAGUAAAGGAAAUCACCAUUUUUCUUUGGAUACAGCAGAACAGAACCACCAUAAGGAGAACGCUGUACUGCAAAGUCAGGUGAAAUACAGAGAGGAGUAUGAAAAAUCAAAGGGGAGGUCCAUGCUUGAGUUUGUAGAUACUCCGUCGUACAACGUUUCAAAGGAGGCUCAAAAAUUUCAGAGUGAGAAAUUAUACCGGAAAGAGUUUGAAGAGACAAUCAAAGGAAAAGCAUCAGUGGACCUGGAGCUGACCCCAGCAUUACUGCAUGCCAAACAUGCCAUGAACCUGGUCAGCGAGAAGGAGUACAGGAAGGACUUGAAAGAAGGAAUCAGAGGAAAGGGUUUGACGGUUCUGGAAGAUACACCGGAAAUAAUCAGGGUGAAAAACGCUUCACAGAUAUUAAAUGAGAAAGCGUAUCGGAAGGACCUGGAAAAUGAUAUCAAAGGAAAAGGCAUGGAGUUCAGCGCGGACAUCCCCGAUAUGAUCCGAGCCAAGCGGGCAACUGAAAUAGUCAGUGAGAAAGAAUACAAGAAAGAAUUCGAAACCGAAAUCAAGGGAAAGGGAAUGCAAGUGGGUGCUGAUUUUCCUGAGUUACAGCAUUUUAAGAGGGUCUCUGAAUUGGUGAGCCAGAAAAAGUACAAAGAUGAAGCUGAAAGACUGAGAUCUACGUAUUCUAUUGUCGCAGAUACCCCCGAAAUAGAAAGGGUGAAGAAUGCACAAAAAUCCAUAAGUUCUGUGUUUUAUAAGAAGGGGCUAGGUGCCGGCAUAUCCAUCAGGGAGACCCCAGAGAUGGAGAGAGUGAAGAUCACACAGCAGAAUAUCAGUGCAGUAAAGUACAAGGAAGAUAUUGGACCUGCCACAGCAAUAUCUGACCUGCCCGAAAUCAAGAGGGUUAAGGAGAACCAGAAAAACAUCAGCAAUGUUCAUUAUAAGGAGCCACUGAGCAGAGCGACCCCCAUCAGCAUGACUCCAGAGAUGGAACUAGCUAAGAAGAACCAGGAACAUUUCAGCACGGUCCAUUACAAAGAAAAAGUUGGCAAAGUCACACCUGUCGGUCUUACUCCAGAGAUGGAGAGGGUCAAAAAGAACCAAGAAAAUAUUAGUUCGGUAAAAUACAGCAAUGACUUACAGCAGAUGAAAGGCAGACCUAGCGUAAUUCUAGACACACCAGAGCUGAGGCAUGUCAGAGAAACACAAAAUAAUAUAUCAAUGAUAAAAUAUCAUGAAGACUUUGAGAAGACGAAAGGCAGAGGCUUCACCCCAGUACCAGAUGAUCCAGUGACGGAGAGAGUAAGAAAAAACACACAGAUCGUCAGCGACGCUGCUUACAAGGGUGUCCACCCCCAUGUGGUGGAGAUGGACCGACGACCGGGAAUCGUUGUAGCCCCUGUAGGUGCCUACCAUCCAUCUCAGCCUCAAGGCUUUGGCUACAUGCACCCGCCAAGUAUGUCCUCUACGAGGUCAAUGCAUUCUCCACAUGCACAUUCAACCUCACCAAGUAUGAGAACAUACAGAGCCAUGUACGACUACAGCGCUCAAGAUGAUGAUGAGGUUUCCUUCAGGGACGGUGACUAUAUUGUCAACGUGCAGCCAAUCGAUGACGGAUGGAUGUACGGCACAGUGCAGAGAACUGGGAAGACGGGGAUGCUGCCAGCCAAUUACAUUGAGCCCGUUAACUGAGAGCCGCACGUUCCUUCACCUUUCAGCACUCAGUAUAUAUUUUAUUUUUAUGUAAGGAUCACGACGAUCAUGAAAUCUUUAUUGACAAUUAUUCUUUUAAAACGCGUAAAAUUAAGUUUAAGCUUAUUUUUUAAGCACUAGCAUAGAACCUAUGAAAUAGAAGAAGCUCUUACCGCAAGGAAAAGGACUCUGCCAACAAACCCUCAUAGACUUAGUUGAAUGUUGUAUAUUACCAUAUAAUGGAAUAUUUUUUUCUCUUACAUGACAUAUCCUUUCAUAGUUAACCUCAGAGGGCUGGUAAUUGCUGACAAUCGCGGAUAUAGCAGUGGCAUAACGUAGAUUAUAUAUAAGAUUAUGAAACAUAUUUAGCUGCUUCUGCUAUAUUCUAUACUCUGUGCAUUGUUUAGUAUUGCACCUUUAGUCAAAUGGAAUCAAAUCUUUCCAAAUAUAAUUCUAAUUUAAUACUAAAUAUUAUAUAAAAAAGUUGUAUUUAUGAUCAUAAUAUAGUCAAUAGUUUCCAAAGAUCUUUGUGAUUGCAUUCAGAAUGAUGGGAGAGUUCCGCUGCACAAGAAAACAUCUCACUUUUUAAAAGGUAAAUCAAAAGAAAAUGGUAUAUAAACAGUGCCGUGCAAAAGUCUUAGGUGUGGUAAAAGUGCUGCAAAGUAAAAAUGCUUUCAGUUUUAAUAGUUUAUUUUUAUCAAUUAACAAAAUGCAAAGUGAAUGAACAAAAGAGAAAUCUAAAUCAGAUCAAUAUUUGGUGUGACCGCACUUUGCCUGCAAUACAGCAUCGGUUCUUCUAGGUACACUCGCACACAGUUUUUGAAGGAACUCGGCAGGAAGGUUAUUCCAAACAUCUUGCAGAACUAACUACAGAUCUGUAGAUGUAGGCCUGCUCAAAUCCUUCUGUCUCUUUAUGUAAUGUAAGAUAGGCUGGAUGAUGUUGAGAUCAGGACUCUGUGGGGGCCAUAUAAUCACUUCCAGGACUCCUUGUUCUUUACGUUGGAGAUGGUUAUUAAUGACGUUGGCUGUAUGUUUGGGUUCAUUGUCCUGCUGCAGAAUAAAUUUGGAGCAAAUCAGAUGCCGCCCUGAUGGUAUUGCAUGAUGGUUAGGUUUCCUUUCUCAGCAUUAAGGCCCCAUUAAUCCUGUCCAAAUUCCCAACUCCAUUUGCUGAAAUACAGUCCCAAACUUGAAAGGUACCUCCAUCAUGCUUCACUAUUGCCUGCAGACACAUGUAGUACUGCUUUUCAGCCGUUUGGUAACAAACUGCCUUCUGUUACGGCCAACUAUUUCUGAUUUUGACUCCUUAAUACAAUGCACUUGCUGCCAUUUAUCUGCAUCCCUUUUGAGUCGCUUUGCCUUGUCAAAUGUUUGGCUUUUUGGCCGCAAUCCUUUCAUGAAGACCACUUCUGGCCAGACUUCUCUGAACAGUAGAUAGGUGUACCUUAUUUCCACUGGUUUCUGCCAGUUUUGAGCUAAUGGCACUGUUAAACAUCUUCAAAUUUUGCAGGGUAGUAAACAUGAGGCGUCUUUCAUCUGUUGCACUACGUUUUCAGCACCUAUCGGACAUUGGUGGCAUAUCCUAGCAAUAUGUCCACAAAGUGCGAGAUGGGCCAACCCCUUUAAUGGUGUUCUUAGUGCUGAAAAAUCCAGGAAGAUACUUAUCCAUCAUGCAAUACCAUCAGGAAGACGUCUGGUCGGUCCAAAAUUUAUUCAGAAGCAGGACAACAACCCUAAACAUGCAGCCAAUGUAAUUAAGAACUAUAUUCAGAGUAAAGAAGAACAAGGAGUCCUGGAAGUGAUGAUAUCUCCCAAACAGAACCCUGAUCUCAACAUCACUCAGUCUGUCUGGGAUUAUAUGAAGAGACAGAAGGAUUUGAGCAUGUCAACAUCCACAUAAGAUCUGUGGCUAGUUCUCCAAGAUGUUUGGAAGAACCUCUCUGCCGUGUUCCUUCAAAAACUGUGUGCAUUUUCCACACCUGCCUAAAACGUUUUGCACAGUACUGUACAUAUACAUACAGUUGUCAAGUUGACUUAAUAGAUAGAGGCCCAUCAUGUUCAGGCCCUCUUCUAUUUUCCAGAACAGAGAACGGCUACUAAGCACACCUCCUACUCUGGAGGACCUUGCAUAGAGAGCUCAUUGAUUAUUUGCUUCAUUUCCCCAGUGGGGGCACUGCAGGAGUUUGAAGAUCACUGAGAGUUCUAGCCACAAAGUACCCUAUCUGUGAAUUAUAUUUGCCACUUGUAUAGACGGUCUUGAAGAACUUUAGGUUUACUUACUUUAUAUGCUUUAUUUGGUAUUAAAUCACCUGGCUUUAAAACUUCUAUGGUAAUGAAGGCAGACUAUUCAUGUAUAUCUCACACAUUAUCCCGCAUUAUUUCAAUUCUUAGAUAAACACUUUGGUGGCAAUGGUGAAAGGUAUGCAGGCGUAAAACUCUCUGGGACAGACUCUUCUAUAGAUGGCAUAAGCUUAGAUUGGCUGUCUAGACCGGCACCAGAUUUAUCACAGGGGCUCAGGCGGGAUGAUAAAUGUGUUGCCGGGAGAGACAUUUUUGUCUAGCUGUAUACUAACUUGGGUUAGCUUAGUUUGUAUGCCAGAAUUGUGUUGUAAUUAUGGCACUAAAUGUUGCAUAUUAGACCACAACCCUUUUCUGAAAAUCUAUGCCCUAUCAAGAACUAGAUGUUCCAAAUAGUGCCAAAAAUACACCAGACUGCACCAGUUUGCACCACAUUAAACCAUAUUUUGUUACAGAUUAUUACGGCGUGUCAGAGGGAGAUUUAUCAUCUCUUUGUGCCUCUAUUUUGGUGAAAGAAAAUUUGAAAACCUUGUGUUUGCUACUUUUGGAACGUCACUUGUGACCAAUUUUGUCGCAAGUGGCAUUUCUGCUCCGGCCAUCUCCACUUUGUGAAAAGGGGGUGGGGGGAGGACAGGGAGUGGGCCUGACACAUUUAUCUUCAUUUGCGCCUGUUUUCAGGUACAAAUGAAAACAGAAAUUUACGGCAGCUGCGAACUGCCACAGAUUUAAUUCUGGUGCAUGGCCUGCUGGGCGUUCCACCUAAUAUAUGACGAGGCCUGCACCUCAAAGACCGACAUAAAAUACCGGUCUUUGAUAGAUCUCCCUUUAGGUACACUGACAUUAUUAAAUGUGGGCCAUUGAAUGCAAUAGAAUAAAGCAGCAACUGCAACCAUGGUCCAGCAGAUGUGAUCUGUGGACCAGAAUAUUACAAAAUAACUAUUACAAAGUGUGACCACGGUUUUUUAUAUAUUUAUACGCGGGUAAGCUCAUGUGUGUGUUCUGAUUCAGAUCUCUUACAAAGAUAUGUAGUUAAAUGGCUGCUUUUAGGCAACACUGGGGGGGGGGGGGGGCAUUGAGCAGCUCAUUGCAUGAUAAACAGUAUGUGAUAAGCUCCUAAGCUCCUCCUAGUGGUGGCUGUCGGAAGCCAUAAUUUAUAUCUAUGUUUAAACACUGAAUUCAGGACUGCAUUAUAAACAGAGCUCAGACUGCUAUAAAGAUAUGGGAAGACAUUAAAGCGGUUUUGUAACUGAUUACCUAUUCUCUGGAUAGAUCAUAACUGAUGAUUUAUCCUCUGGAUAGGUCAUUAACAUAUGAUCGUGGGGGACCAACCUACGGAGCCCCCGCUGCUUAGCUGUUUGAAAAAGCCCAUGCGCUUCAGUGAGGACUACAGCCUUCUCGCAGCUUACCCUAGCCCAGUGACAUCACGACCAUAGGCCACGUUACCAAUGGCCUAGGGUAAGCUGUGAGAAGGUGAGGCGCUCAUACCAUUGUGAAAUGAUAGGUGGAGGUCCAGGUGCUAAACCCCCCACAGAUUACUAAAACAUAGGGGCCAAAGGGCUCUGCUGAGUGCUGUCCCCCCCUUGUGUGGCUCUCCCAAGCUUCCCUCAGAGAGUGGAAUAAAUGGCAUACAUAUUCAUAUAAAGUCUACGGAUUCCACUCUCCGAGGUUAGUAGGAUUCAUAGAAGGUCUAUGGACUCAUGCUCAGUUUCAGCUCCCUUGUUUCAGCAUUGUGUGAGGGCCUCAACACCCAGAAACCCCACUGGUCAAAGUCACUGACAUGACAAAAGUUUGUAAAAAUCACUGGUACCCUUUAAGCUGCCUAUAGACACCCGAGUUCAUCUGAUGACUGAUGGUUAUGCAGCUAUACCAUGAAGCACCCUUCUGGUAAUGUUUGGUAGAUUAGUUAUAACCUUCAGGUUAUGAAUUUCUGUGGGUGGAAAAAUCCAAUGCGUUGAACUUUUGGUAUUUUCUGCAUCUAAGGUGGUUUUGUAGCCUGAUGCAUAAACAUAAUAAAUCCAUUUUCAGAUUCUCAAAAGUUGCUAAUGAAAUAGAAAUUGCACAAAGAUUUUAA